Colletotrichum truncatum is the source of this 621-nucleotide messenger RNA. Lineage: Eukaryota; Fungi; Ascomycota; Sordariomycetes; Glomerellales; Glomerellaceae. The record is from RefSeq and is a predicted model, not a curated record.
AUGGCGGAAGAGACAUCACGACCGCUCAUUGUCGGCCCUGAGUCGGGCCCUGAGGCGCCUUUCCCGCUCAAGAUGGAAGGCAAGGUCAUCUCUGGCUUCGGCCGCGGAUCCAAGGAGAAGCUCGGUAUCCCGACAGCUAACCUCCCCGUCGAUUCCUCGCAAACGCCCUGGAUCGACGAGGUCAAGUCCGGAGUCUACUUUGGCUGGGCGUCCCUCGCCCUCCCGGCCGCCCACCCAGACCGCGUCGCGCCCCCUCCCGGCGCAGGCCACGGCCCGGCCCAGCCUUCUCUCGAGUUUCAGCUGUACCCCAUGGUGAUGUCCAUCGGCUACAACCCUUUCUACAAGAACACAGUGCGCUCGGCGGAGGUACACGUGCUGCACAAGUUCUCCGACGACUUCUAUGACUCGCACAUGCGCCUGCUCAUCCUGGGCUACGUCCGCGAGGAGAAAGACUACAAGUCCCUUGAGGCGCUGAUCAAGGACAUUAACCUGGACUGUGACGUCGCGCGAAACUCGCUCGACAGGACUAACUGGGCGCCACCCGCCUCGCUGCGUCCCGGUGCCGCCAAGGACGGGGCGCUGGAUGCGAAGUGGUUGGUGGAGCCUCUGCCCAAGAAUUAG